AGGAAUGCAAUACGGAUAUCAUAUCUUGAUUUUUUAUUUUUUUUACACUAUUUAUACUUUAGUUUAAACUCAGAUAUUCCAUGCAUUCUUUGACUUCUUUCUUUCUAUAGCCAGUUGAACUUCUCGACUGGACUUUGAGAGCUAAAGCAAACGAGGCAAAAGCAGGCGUGAGUAGUAAUUUCUUCCUUGGUCCGUGUGAGAGAGCCUUCACACACACACACGCACACACAUACACACACAUACACACACACACAGCUACUCUGUAAACAUACAGCAGGAUCUUCUCACAGAUGAGCUAAAGAUGGUGCCGUUAAGUGGUGUGUGAUGAAGGAUUUUAAAGGCUAGAACUGUAAAUGAAGUUGUCCUCCAGAGACGACAUCGUUGCAUGCUUUCCAAAUAAGUCCGAAGAGCAUUAAGAGAGCCGAACCAAUCAUCAUGAUAGACCUGAGCUACCUGAAUGAGGAGGAGCAGGAGGCUAUUAUGGCAGUGUUAAAGAGGGAUGCUGAACUGAAGAAGGCAGAGGAAGAGCGAGUCAAGACUGCUUCAGGGCAUCUGCAAGAACAAGGCCCUGAGGAGGGCAAACUGAAGUACAUCACAGGGGAGUGGUUUUAUGAGGUAAAGUCUCAGAGACACCAGGACAGAAUUCACGGCUCAGAUAUCAUCAUAGCAUCCAUGAAACAGAAGAAACCUAUGACAGUAGAGUUUUCAACACAGUCAUGGAGAGAGCGACCCAAUAAAGCUAACAAUGAUCUCAUGGCACCACAUCCAAAAUCAACAGACAAGCUAAAGGAGAGGAGACCAACAGAGACUCAGCAAGAAAGUCGAAACAGGCAACGACACAAUCCGUUCAACAAUAUCCCAAUGGAUCUAGACUAUGAUGUAACAAUUGGAGCCUCAGUGCCUGAAACUAAGAAUCCACCAGAAGUGGAUUCUUCACUAAAUCAAGAAGGAUCAGAAAUAGACGCCAAGCCCAAAGAUUUUCACAUUUUACCAGAAAAACCCCCUCGUCUAAAGCCUGUUCCAAAAAAAAGAACGAAAAUUUUUAAUGUCCAGAACUCACCUGCAGACAGCACCAGCUCUAUCUCCAGCCAGAGUGUGUCUACAAAUACAUCUGUGUCCACACAAAGUGCAUCUACAUGCUCCAGCACCAUGUCCCCUGUGUCCACCCAGAGCAUGUCUACAAACUCUGACAGUAGGUCUACUCUGUCCACUCAGAGCAUGUCUACAAACUCAGAAAUCAGGUCUCUUCCACCAAAAGGUAUCCUCAAACACAGUUCCAGCUGCAGCUCCAGUGACUCCAACAUCAAAAGCCGGCUGCCUCAACCCCGCAAAACCCUCAAUGUUGCUUCCACCAAGACUGGUCAUGAACACAUUCUUGAAGAGAAUGCAGUAACCCAGGAGAGUAUAGAGGAGUCUUCCCUCAAUUUAAAAGACAAAGAACCACUAAAGCCCACUUCACCACAGAAGUCGGCCUUUCCAACAUCACGACUGCCAGUCCGAUCCUCAGUGGUGCUGAAUAAUCCAACACAAACGGAUAAAGAGAAGCCAAACAUUCAACCACGACUGAGUCUGAGUUCCAGCACACAGUCAAAUGAUGAACAAAAAACAGAAGGCAUACUGGAUAAUAAGCAACAAUGUGAAAAGAGUUCAAGUUGGUUGACAUCUGCAGAACCGGAAAAACAAAAUAUAGCUGUUGGAAUGAUGAAGGAACCUCUCUCGAUUCCUAGAGCAAGGGCCAAGUCACCAUAUGAAGCCCUGUUAGCCAAACCAUUAAAACAGAGCAUAAACCCUCAAAUCUUACUGAAGAACCAAGAGAAAGAGGACAGUAAGGCAUCUAAGAGGGAAAAUGAAAAGACAGAAGAAAAAUUGGACCAUCCUUUAAGCAUAAGAGAUCAGCAGGCAUAUGAAGCCAGCAACCCAACUAAUGCAUGUAAUAGGACUGAUCCUUCCUUUGCAACAUGUGAAAGUGACUACAUGCCGUGUCCGUUUGAUAUGAAGAUAACUAGAGGCACUAACAAUAAGACAGAGGAUUGCACAAACCCUCGUAUGGCUAAACUCCGUUCUCCCAAAGCUUCUGAAGAACAAGGAGACUCCAUUGCUAAAGUUUUAGAAUGGUUCAGCAGAAGCUCAGACAGCAGUGAUAAACUUGACUAUGAGGGCAUUUUACCAGACACUGAAGAUGAUAUCAGGAUUGAAGACAUUGACUUUGACAAUGAGACCAAUUCAAGACCCAAUGCAGAGAACAAUGUAUACUUGAUCAUUCCAAGACAUAUGCAUGAGGAUAGAGCUAUGACGAAUGAUGUAUUUUUAAACAAGAGUGAUUUAGCAGUAGAGAAAGAUAAGAAAGAGGCUUCUAUGAAUUCUCAGGCUGUUCAGGAUCUAAUUGAUCAGACUAAACCAUUGAGCACAGAAGAAAUUUCUGCCAUUGGAUCUUCUAGUCUAUUUAGGCACAGAUCACCACAGGACACCAGUAUUAGACUGUUGGAUCCUGAAAAAACAACUCCAAAAGAGAAAGAGCUUGAGACCGCUGACAAAAAUAAAGAAAUUCUGGACAAUAAUCCCAAUCAACAUGAACUGCAAGGACUUAAAGUUAGUCACUCACCGAAAAUCGCCAAUGUGCAGUCACUGUGGGAACGAGGUACCAUUGAGGAACCAGUGAUGCUAUUGAGCAAACCAAACAUAAAUUCUGAAAAGGAAAAUAUUGACCAAAAUAAUUUUGGCAGGAAGGUGAUUGAGUUUAAAGAGGAACCAACCAAAACUGACAUUAGUCCAAAAUAUUCAGUAAAUGAGAACAAAAAAUAUGUGAACAAAUCUCAUGUAAAAAACAUUUCAAAUGUUGUUGAGAUACAAGCUGAUGACAUCAUAUAUGAACAUUUAAAUAAAAAAGAAGAUAGCGACAGAGAUACAUCUAAAGAUAUCCAAGCACCAAUGAGCAAUAUAAAUCAGAUAAAAGAUAUAAUGGCUCCAAGUAGCACCUCAGACAUGGAUGUUAACAAAUGUUUGGACCAAAAAUCCUCAUCUUCAAUAGAUUUAAGUCUCCAGAUAGGAGACCACAGCAAUGACAAUGUUGGAGGAAAUGAUAAUAGUGAGGAAGGAUGUGCAACAGUACAAGAGCUGGACCAAAAAAUAAAGACAGAGGAAAAAGAAUCACAACUAAAUCCUACACCAACAUCUAGUGUUCCAUCCCAGCAAGAAAACCCAGUCUCAGUAGCAAAGAAAAGCAUCCAGCAACAAAACAACAAAGCAGAAAGGAUCAAGGAACUCAAAUCAUUUUGGGAAAAAGAGAAAUUGCAAUCAAACGUAUGUAAGAAAUCACCAGCAGCAAAUGACACGAACUCAUCUGUGACAUUUACAAAGCUGAAUAAAAGGUUCACCAAAUCAGAAUAUGAUCUAAGUACCAUCAACACAGAAUCUGAGGCAGAAACUUUUAAUUUUACGGUUCUUCCACUACGAGACAGAAUAGAGAAGACAGUCACAGGAGAAGGUAUAAACAGUUUACAGUUUAAGAUGCUCCGUGACUUCUGGGCAGGAUCUAGCAAGCAGUCAUACAAUUUUGAAAACAAAAUUCAUAAGCAAUUAAGUCAGGAUGGUAAACAAGCAAAAACGCACAAAGAGCUAAAUCAACUUGAACACGUGGAUGCAAAACUUUUCCAGACAGAAAAAAGGUUUGGAAAUGAUAAUGGAAAUACUAUGUCUAUGACUUCAGAGACAGAAAGACAGCUCCAGUCAUUUUCAAAAGAGAAAACUGUUGACAAAUGUCCUGAUACAGCUAAUUUGCAUAUUUCUCCAACUGAGCCAGAUGUUCUGAGAUCAUCCCAUUGUCCUGAGCCAAAGAGUGGCUUAAAGUUAUCUCCAAAAGAUACAUCAUCUCCUAAAACUCCAGAAUUCCAGCCGCAGACUAGAAGUACUGGCAAAGGAACUUUAAAUGGAAGAGGAAAUUCUCUUCGACGUGCCACCAGCAUGUUUGCAAUAAAUAUGGAAAGUCAAGGUGAAAAUUUACCCUUGCAGCCUAAGAAGGUAUCUGACACAGUCCACCCACAGCUUGGGGAGAUGCCAGAAAGUACAGUGUUAUCAUCCACAAAAACACCAGAAGUUUAUUUACAGCCCAAAAAGUCUCCAGAAAUCACCAAGAGUAAGCAUAGCGCCACUGACAGAAGCACUUCUGAGGAUCCUGAUUCUCAACCUCUUGCCAGGUCAUUUGUUUCAGGAGACAACAGAGGCAAGGACAUUUCUCCCCAAGCUAGACCGCAGAAGAAGAGUGAAUUAGUGUGCUCCUCAUUUCAGACAGACGGUAGUGUGAAGUGCUGUCUUGAGAACGCUGACAAUCCCAUAGACGCUGCAGAGCUUUGCACCAGAAGAGGGAGCUGGGGACAUGCAAGUGAAGACAACCCCGAGACCUUAAAUAGAGUUGAUUCCUUCUCUGGGACAAGUGCAAACUUCACUGAAGUGAGCCUAGUUCAAGAAGCGUUAAGGCGGGCAUCCACUAGACCUGUAUACCAUAAAAGCCUCGAAGACAUUACUGCAGUACCUCGACAAAGUAAAAAAAGCAAACACAUGGAUGAUUUCAUGACUAGCAGCUAUGCAAUCUCCAGCACUCCAUCGCCAGCUUCAUCUUCCUUCUCUGAUAAAGAGCACCUGAGGAAAAUCAGCAAAUCUGUUCCCAAUUUCUUGGAGAAUGAGAAUGAUGGAGAUGAGAGUGACUUGGAGAGCAGCUCUCACAGUGGCAAGCACCGGAAGAACAGCAGUCCUCAGGCUAAACUUAAAAGCCACUCUCGCAUUUCCGCAGUGCCUUCUAUGAGCAGGAGCAUAAUAAGCAUUUCCAGUGCGGACUUUGGGAAUGUUGAAGUUCAAGGCACGAUCCAGUUUUCAAUCAGCUAUGUCCAAAAGCUAAGGGAGUUUCACAUCUUUGUAGUUCAGUGCCAAAAUCUAGCUGCAGUAGAUGUGAAGAGGAAUCGAUCUGACCCGUAUGUUAAGAGUUACCUUAUACCUGACACUGCCAAUCUGGGAAAAAGAAAAACAUCAGUGAAAAAGAAGAACUUGAACCCAACAUAUAAUGAGAUUCUUAGGUAUAGAGUUCAAAUGGAGUACUUAAAAACCCAGAUCCUUAACCUGUCUGUUUGGCAUAAUGACACAUUUGGACGCAACACCUUCCUGGGAGAGACAGAGAUUGACCUUUCCAAGUGGGACUUUGGAAGCCCUUGGAUUAACUGCUUAUAUCUCAAACCAAGGAACACAAGCAGCAUCCUGUCCACUGAUGAAAGGGGCGAGAUGAGACUGGCCAUACGGUUCUUACCUCACAUCUCCCUUUCGAAAUCGGCCCUAGGCUCAGGUGAAAUUCACAUUUGGGUCAGAGACUGCAGGAACCUGCCUCUGAUUCGUGGUGUAACAAUAAACCCAUAUGCGAAAUGUUAUGUGCUGCCGGAUACCAGCAAAAAGAGCUGCCAGAAGACACGAGUAUUAAAGAGGACUGCAAGUCCUGUGUUUAACCACACAAUGGUGUAUGAUGGAUUCAGGACAGAGGACCUGAAGGAGGCUUGUGUAGAGCUCACAGUGUGGGACCGCGACCGACUCACUGAUCACCUUGUAGGAGGACUGAGACUUGGUCUAGGAACAGGGCAGAGUUAUGGCACAAAGGUGGACUGGAUGGACUCCGUUGCUAAGGAGGCAGCUUUAUGGCAAAGAAUGAUGGAUUCCCCAAAUGAGUGGGUAGAGGAUGUGUUGCCGUUGCGAAUAAUGACAGUAGCAAAACAUAUUUAGAAAUAAUGUGGUAACAGUAUAAAAUGCCAAAAUGCAAUAAUAUACUCUCAUUGAGUGCUUUACUGGGUUUAUUAUAUUAAUAUUCAGUAGAACCUUCAUUUGAUCUUAAAACAACCUGAAUUCUUUCUGGCGUGGAUUCCACAAAAUGUUAGGAAAAUUUUUUUGAGAUUCUGGUCCAUGGUGACAUGAUUGCUUCACACAAUCCCUGCAGAUUUUUCAUGUGCACUUUCAAGCUACAGUAUGACUCUCCUCUUCUACCACAUCCUAAAGAUGUUCCAUUAGACUUAGAUUCAGUUACUGGGAAGGACGCUGAAGAACAUUGAACUCAUUGCCAUGUUUAUGAAUCCAGUUUCAGAGAACUUUUUCUUUGUGACAACAUGCAUUACCUGGAAAUAGCAGGUCAUGGUCAGCAGGCAUUCAAGCGAUGAUCAAGCGGUGAUUGAUUGGAAAUAACAGAACAUCAAGAAUACAUUCCCUACACCAUAUCAACACCUCCAUCAGCCUGGACUAUUUACACAAGGCAGGUUGGGUCCAUGGUUUCUUGAUGGUGGCACCAAAUCCUUUCCGUACCAAACAAGGCCAGGAUUCAGUCCAGCCAGUAUGUCACCAACAAUCAAAAUAACUUUAGAUCACAUUUUCCCCAUUCAUAUGGUUAUUGUGAACAUUGCACUGCCAUAUUAUUGACUGAUAAUUUCAUGAAUGGGCAGGUUUACCAUUGUUUCUAAUAAAGUACUCAGUAACUGUAUGAUUAGUAUUUUUAUUUAUACUACUAGGGGGGCACGGUGGCUUAGUGGUUAGCACGUUUGCCUCACACCUCCAGCGGUGGGAAGUUCGAUUCCU
Molecule: messenger RNA, 6597 nt
Organism: Tachysurus fulvidraco (yellow catfish)
Lineage: Eukaryota; Metazoa; Chordata; Actinopteri; Siluriformes; Bagridae
Gene: sytl2b
Product: synaptotagmin-like 2b
Exons: 20
Coding region: 436-5757 (1773 amino acids)
Biological process (GO): intracellular protein transport; exocytosis
Cellular component (GO): plasma membrane; exocytic vesicle
Molecular function (GO): small GTPase binding; neurexin family protein binding
Source: RefSeq, a predicted model, not a curated record